Ogataea parapolymorpha DL-1 is the source of this 954-nucleotide messenger RNA. RefSeq names its product Protein CBP3, mitochondrial. The record is from RefSeq and is a predicted model, not a curated record. NCBI's taxonomy places the organism in Eukaryota, Fungi, Ascomycota, Pichiomycetes, Pichiales, Pichiaceae. Gene Ontology annotation, biological process: mitochondrial respiratory chain complex III assembly. Bases 1 to 954 code for a protein of 317 amino acids. The transcript has a single exon. Gene Ontology annotation, cellular component: mitochondrion.
AUGAUUCCGAGACAGGUUUAUAGGACCGCUAUUAAACAACAUAGAGUGCUCGGUUUUGCUGGUAGAAGGCUACAGUCUAAUAAGGCAUCUCCAAAAGAGCUGGCUUUGCAGUCUCAUUUGCCCAAGAUAGAAAAUCCAGAUACCCCAGAUAGAGACAUAAAUCCCAAGAGAAAACUUCCAAAGCCGGCUUAUGAGUCCGAAAACUUCAAGGUGCCUGAAUGGAAACGUGCGUUUGGAGAGCUCUUUAUAAAUGUGUUCCGUAUCGAUAUGGAUAAUGUGAGGGCUGGAACAAUGGGAGGAUCGAAAUACUAUUAUAUGUGCAAAGAUCAAGGAUUGCAGUUCAAGGAUGAGCCGCUAUCUGAAACGGCCAUCUUCUGGUACCAAACUCUUGGCUUGCCUAGAACUUUUGGCCAAUGGUUCCAGAUCACUGGCCUUCAUGUGUGGUUACUCUUUGUUAGAAUGAGAGCCAUGCCAUUCAAAGUCGGGAAAAACUAUCAACAAAAACUUGUGGAUAAGUUCUUUAAGGAUAUCGAGCUCCGAUUGAGCGAGGAAAUGAAUAUUCUUUCAGGACAAAUUAGAGAAAGCUACAUGAAAGAUUUCCAUUCGCAACUUUUAGGAAUAACAUUUUCUUACGAUGAAGCUCUUGCUUCCAACUCAGACAGCGUGUUAGCUGCUGCUCUCUGGAGAAAUGUGUUUAAUGGUGACAAGAACAUAGAUAAUGUCAAAUUGGAAGCCCUCGUGAGGUAUGUGAGGAUGCAACUAUACAUUUUGAACAAAAUCAGUGAUAGAGCUUUUGGUUUUGGCGACUUUGAGUUUGUCGCACCAAAUGAAACUAUCGAACCACUUACACCUCAAGAAGAAGAAAAAUUGAGGGAGGCUACUCGUCAAAAGUAUGAACCACAGAACGGCAAAAUUCUCCCUAGUAAUCGCUCGAGCCUUUCGCUAGACGAAUGA